AUGGCCAAUAAUAAAAAUCCAAAAAUUCGGCAGCCUCAACAGCCGAAUAUACAGCGGAAGCAGAAGCAGAGGCAGCCAAAGCAGCGCCAGCAAUCGGUACAGUUACAAACGCUUGCACAACAACAGCAACAAUUACAACCGUUGCUGGCACAACAACAACAGCAGCAACAACAGCCAAUGCCAAUGCCAAUGCCAAUGCAAAUGCAAAUGCAAGCAAUCCCUAGCAAUGCAAAUAAUAUCAAUCCUAAUCUUAAUAAGAACAAAAAGAAAAAGCUAAUCAAAAAACGCAAACGCACUGAUGGACAAUUGUUGUUGUUACAGCCGAUGCAACAGCUACAGCCGAUGCAACAGCAACAGCAACAACAACGGCAACAACAACAACAACAACAACUGCUACAGCAACAACAGCCGGUUGCAAGCACAUCAGCUGCGUUCGCUAUUAACAGCAACAACAUUGUCAAUAUGGCAAAAAAUGCCAAAAAAUCUAAACCCACUCACACAAUCCCCACUAUCAAUACUUUGGAUCCGCGAGCCAGAUGGGCACAGAUCCAAAAACUCCAGCAUCAACAACAACAACAGCGCCAACUUAAUCAAACUGGCUUGAUAUUGAGUCGCGAACAAAUAGUUUCGACUCAAUGUCAAAUGCUAGAAAAUUUGUCUAAACGGCGUCAAGUUGCCACUGCCACUGUCCAACAACAACAACAUCAACAGCCUGUGCCUAUGCAGGUGGAUGAUGGGCAGCGGCAACAACAACAACAACAGCUAGAACAACUAGAACAACAUCCGCAACAACAGCAGUCCGUAAACGAUCAAAACAAUCGAAUGCUCCUUGAAAUGGCGCAAAAACAACAAGAACAGUUAGAUAAGAUGAUGGGCUGGAUGUCCAUAAUGCAGCAACAAAUGCAGGGAGUGCUUCGCCACGGUGAUGACUCCACACUGCCUGCUGCAUCCACAUCCAAUUCAAAUUGA
Molecule: messenger RNA, 969 nt
Organism: Drosophila montana
Lineage: Eukaryota; Metazoa; Arthropoda; Insecta; Diptera; Drosophilidae
Exons: 1
Coding region: 1-969 (322 amino acids)
Source: RefSeq, a predicted model, not a curated record